Pseudovirgaria hyperparasitica is the source of this 2099-nucleotide messenger RNA. Its product is annotated as FAD-binding domain-containing protein. The coding region runs from base 351 to 1904 and encodes 517 amino acids. The transcript has 2 exons. The record is from RefSeq and is a predicted model, not a curated record. Gene Ontology annotation, molecular function: FAD binding. NCBI's taxonomy places the organism in Eukaryota, Fungi, Ascomycota, Dothideomycetes, Acrospermales, Acrospermaceae.
CGAUGUGGCAUCCUCGUUAUCACUCGGAGCAGGCAUUGAAACCCGCAAAUUACCCGGGCUAAAUGCUAAAGCUUCUGUCUAUCAAAUCGUCAAAUACUUCCCUUUCCGUCGGACGUCCCGAAACGGAAAUUUCACAAACUUCCGUUAGGAUUCUCCUGCCACUCAGUCCAGACUUUGCACAGUCUCUGCCAUGUGGUGACAGGUUGCCGCGCGGCAAGGUCCUACAAGGACUCGAUUCGAUUCGACCCGAUCCGAUCCUACUUCGACCGAAUGGCACUUUGUAGAGAUUCGACCCUUGUAAGUUAUAAGCUAAGAUUGACUCACAGGGUGUUUCUUUCUCAUCGCCAGCCAUGAAGACGUUCCUUUCUCUCUUAGUAGGCGUUAUAAGCUUAUUUGAAUCGUCCGCUGUUGCGAUACCUACCGCAGUGUCUACACUUGCAGAUCGUUCGUCUGCAGGUCCAGUUGGCAGUGAGAUUGCAUGCAAGUCAUUAGCUAGUCUGCAACCAGACGCGCUCUUCGAGGAAGAUUCGCAGAUUUACCACAAUCAGACAGCGCUUGUGUGGUCACAGACCUGCCUUGCGGAGCCGAAGUGCGUCUUUUUACCACGCUCAGCCCGCCAUCUUGCUGAUGGUCUUCGAAUCAUGCGAGGGGCUCGUGUCCCCUUCACUGUUCGGGCUGGGGGUCACAUGCCAGUUCCCGGGGCACAAGAAAGUGACGACAGUAUUUUGGUGAGCCUGUCAGCUUUGAACGGCCGCGAGUUGAGUCCCGACAAAUCCAUCGCUCGCAUAGGGCCCGGCCAGGUUUGGUCUGAUGUAUACAACUGGAUCGCCCCGUAUGGUCUUGCUGUCAACGGCGGUCGCUAUGGCUCUGUGGGCGUUGGUGGUGUGCUCCUAGGCGGUGGCAUCGGCUAUUUUGCUUCUCGCAAGGGGUGGGCUGCUGAUGGUGUUGUAGGAUAUGAAGUCGUGCUACCAGACAGCCGUGUUGUAUACGCGACAAAGACCGCCUAUCCCGACCUUUUCUGGGCUCUCAAGGGUGGUUCCAACAAUUUUGGUAUUGUAACUCGUUUCGAUGUACAGACAUUCACCGCAGGCCCUGCAUGGGCUGGUGCAGCUAUCUGGAAGCGCGAAUCCCUUCCUGCGUUCUUUCAGGCUGCCGUUUCAUAUAUGGCACCAGGAGGCGGCGUAGAAGACGCCGAUGCAGCCAUCAGUAUGAUCAUCGCCGCAACCCCAUCCGAUGAAGUUGUCGAGUCUAUAUUCCUGGGUUUCCGUUCCGGCAGAGAUGUUUCUCCCAAAUCCUUUGAGAACUUCACCGCCAUCAACGCACCAAGCCUAGUCCACGAUUUUGGCCCAAGAGAUAGCUGGACGUUUCUGGCCAAUGCCCUUAACACUCCUGAGUUCGCAUCCCGCAACCUACGACAGCUGUUUUACUCGGUCUCCUUUAAGGCUGAUGCGCGGACCUUCGCCCUCGUUAACGAGACCGUCAUCACAGCCUCACUGACUGGGCUAAAGGAUGUAACCAAUUGCGCUAUCACGCUCACAUAUCAGCCAGUCUCAAAGGCCUGGCUUGAGGCAUCUCGCGCUGCGGGUGGCAAUCCAAUUGACCUGGAUCCUGGCAAGGGAACAUUCAUCGCCGGACUCAUUUCUACAUCGUGGACGAACCCGGCCGAUGACGCGAAGGUCUUGGAAUUUUCUCGUAAGGCUGGGAAAUCUAUCCUCGCGCAGACCAAAAAGCUGGGCCUGGACUAUCCGUACAUUUAUCUGAACGACGCCUCGCCGGGCCAGGAUCCCUAUCCAACGUAUGGAAAGGAUGGGUCAAGUUUGAAGCGCUUGAAGGACAUUCAAAGAAAGUACGACCCAGAUGGUACCUUGAAUAGGCUACUUGGUAAGCCAUUCCCGUUGAGAUAGCUGCCUCUGAGACUAGCAUGGAGGGUGAUUAGUCAUGUAUCCGCGGCCCCAAACACGAGCUGUGUGCUGGUGUGAUAGUUCGACGUAUGAGCAGACCUAUACACGUUCAACGUUGAGCUAGCCUGCCCAAAUCUUACCCUGUACUAUUUCCGAGGCGAUGUGUCAUUUGCAUAUGCAUCGUCAAGCCACGCUUGU